Molecule: messenger RNA, 1923 nt
Organism: Symbiodinium sp. CCMP2592
Lineage: Eukaryota; Dinophyceae; Suessiales; Symbiodiniaceae
Source: the annotation of a GenBank genome assembly
AUGGCCCUCCCGGAAGACAUUGAUCUUCUGGAAGAUGAUGUCCAGGAGGCCAGUGUGGAGAAGCUUUCUCAUGAGGCGGUGCCUUUUCCUGUCAGGGAAUCUGUUGAAGAGGCAUCCUCUUCGCGCGACUGUGCGCAUCGUGCAAAGAAGGCCAGAGCAAGCGUCACCCUGGGAGCCUGCUUUCGGGAUGUUGUCAAUUUCAACCUUGUGGAAACUGACGCUGCGCUUGAAGAAGUCAAAUGGACCAGAGCUUUAGAAAUGUGGCUAUUCGUGAUCAUGGAGGACUCCAGCUGUUCUGCGAUAGGAUCACGGAUUAGCCGCAAAAACGGAGCUGAUGCCAUGAAGUGCCUUCGUGAACUCUUCGGGAAGAAAGCAUCCAGUACCGUCGCAAAGCGUGGGAGUGCAAUGCAGAAGUUCGUUGUGUGGGUACACAAAGCUUGCCCAGGCGAGUGUGCCCUGCCUAUCACUUCAAAGCGUGUCGAUGAUUACAUCGAGCAACUACAGGAAGCUAAGGUCCGACCUGGAUCUUUCACAAGCUUUACUGAAGCUGUCAAUUUCUCAGUGCAUGUCGUUGGCUUGCCUUUCGAUUGUGACGGAUCUCUGAGGAACCCUUUCUCAGGAAAGCAGUUGUUCAGUCCUUGGGCUCGUGGGGCUGUUGCGCUGGAGAUACAGAAGAAAUCAGAGAGGAGGCAGAGCGCUGUCCUAACCACUGACAGCGUUCUUUACCUUGAGGCUUUCUUGAGCGACGAGGAUGAAGAUUUAGUCGACCGUUACGCUGCAGGAUGCAUGCUCUUCGGUUUGUUCAGCCGUAGUCGCAUUAGUGAUCUCAGAAAGGUCAAGGAUUGGAUUUUGGAUUUUGAUUGUUUGCAAAGCCACGGGCAAGGUUUCCUUGAGUGCAGCACUCGCAGUCACAAGACUGAGAAGGACGUCGCGGCCAUUGGUCUUGCCAUGCCCCUUGUUGCACCGGCUGUCGGCUUAGGUAAGGUGAGCUGGGCUGUUACAUUCAGCAAGGUUGCUUCUGCAGUAGGUUUGGGGUUCGUAGGUCGGCCUGAGGGGCCUUUGCUGCCCGCUCCGGACGUUACCGGAGGAUGGUUGUCCAGGUCGGUGACCACCUCCGAAGCUGGGGCUUGGCUCUGCAAGAUUCUUGAUAAGGGAGGGCAGCCAUCCCAAGGGAUCACAGGUCACAGCUUGAAAAGCACUACACUGACCUGGGCCUGUAAGUUUGGUUUCGAUAAGUAUUCCCGGUUACAACUUGGACACCAUGCCACUGGCGAAGGAACAUUGCACACCUAUGGCCGAGAUUACUUGGCGCCUGCCCUCAGGCGCUAUGAUGAAAUGUUGGCUGCAAUCAGAAACGGAACAUUCUUCCCGGACCUUACGCGCUCGGGUCGCGUGCGAGGCACUGCACAGGUUCCGAAGGUGGAGGUCUCUGAUGAUGAAGUGCCUGAUCCCGGGUUGACCAGCUUCGCUUCAGAAGGUUCUUUUGAGGCCAUUGGUGUAGCAUCCGCCGGAGAGAAGAGUGAUGAAGAUCAGGUUGCCGCACCCACUGACCAUGAGCUGUCCUCCUCGGACAGCAGUAGCUCGCAGGACGAAGUCGUUGCAGGCAGGGACCACCCCGACUUGGACAACGACGAGAUGGCGUGUGCAGUCGCCCGUCCCAAGCCAAGUUGGGAACCUGGAUAUGUCAUGUACAAACAUGUUAGGACACAGGUCGUUCAUCUUUGCGCACAAGGCAGUUCGACCGGAGUUUUUGCGUGUGGGCGGAAGGUGACGUCCGAUUUCAAGGAGGUCGCCCAAACUAAAUUUUUGUCGUUUCGGAAGUGCAAGACCUGUGAAGGGGCAAAGCCGCUCCGCGAUCCAGGAGCAUUGGCCGAGGCCGUUAACGCUAUGAUGCAGCGAAAGUCGGCUGCAGAGAGUUUGUGA